Drosophila arizonae is the source of this 1911-nucleotide messenger RNA. RefSeq names its product Lipase 1 (gene Lip1). Gene Ontology annotation, molecular function: hydrolase activity, acting on ester bonds. Lineage: Eukaryota; Metazoa; Arthropoda; Insecta; Diptera; Drosophilidae. Gene Ontology annotation, biological process: lipid metabolic process. The record is from RefSeq and is a predicted model, not a curated record.
AAGUAUACAAAAAAAAACAAAGUAUACGAAAUUGAAAGACCCAAUUUCUCUUUAUGCUGAUCGGUUCAAUUGGAGUGAAGGUACCAUUCAUCCAUCAUAAUGCAACAUCGUUUAUUGCUGGCGCUCGGCUUGUGUUUGCUGAUUGGCAGAGCGCAGGCGCAGCUGAUUGGCGGCGAGGAGGACGAGGAAGAGGAGGAAGAGGAGGAGGAGGAGGAGGAGAGUGUCGAGGAUGAGACACCCGAAGAGAAAUUACAGCGCAAAAACAUCAAGCAGGACUCCAACCUAACUGUGGAUAAAUUAAUUGCCAAAUACGGCUACCAGGCGGAAGUGCAUCAUGUGACCACAGAGGAUGGCUACAUUCUAACAAUGCAUCGCAUACGGAAAACGGGCGCCCAGCCCUUUCUGCUGCAGCACGGACUCGUCGACAGCUCGGCGGGCUUCGUUGUGAUGGGCCCCAAUGUGAGUCUGGGCUACUUGCUGGCCGACCACAACUAUGACGUUUGGCUGGGAAAUGCGCGCGGCAAUCGCUACUCGAGAAAUCACACCACUCUCGAUCCGGAUGCCUCGAAGUUCUGGGACUUCAGCUGGCAUGAAAUAGGCAUGUACGAUCUGCCGGCCAUGAUCGAUUAUGUGCUUAAGUUGACCGGCUAUAAGAAACUGCAAUACGCCGGACACUCCCAGGGCUGCACGGCUUUCUUUGUCAUGUGCUCGAUGCGACCGGCCUACAACGAGAAGGUCAUCUCCAUGCAGGCCAUGGCGCCGGCUGUCUAUGCCAAAGAAACCGAAGAUCAUCCCUAUAUACGUGCCAUCAGCCUGUAUUUCAAUACCCUGGUAGGCAGCUCCAUAACCGAAAUGUUCAAUGGUGAAUUUCGCUUUCUCUGUCGCAUGACCGAGGAAACGGAACGACUUUGCAUCGAGGCUGUCUUUGGCAUAGUGGGACGCAAUUGGAACGAGUUCAACAGGAAAAUGUUUCCCGUUGUUUUGGGCCAUUAUCCGGCAGGCGUGGCCGCCAAGCAGGUCAAGCACUUUAUACAAAUCAUCAAGAGCGGCAGAUUCGCACCAUACAGCUACAGUUCGAACAAGAACAUGGCAUUGUAUAGGGAGCACUUGCCGCCGCGCUACAAUCUGAGCCUGGUGACGGUGCCGACUUUUGUUUAUUAUUCAAGCAACGAUUUGCUGUGUCAUCCGCACGAUGUGGAGGCCAUGUGCGAGGACUUGGGCAAUGUGACUGGCAAGUAUUUGGUGCCGCUCAAGGAGUUCAACCACAUGGACUUCCUCUGGGCUGUGGAUGUACGCAGGCUGGUCUACGACCGCAUGCUGCAAGUGCUGGGCAAGCAGCCGCUGCCAACGCCCCAGCUGGCGGCCAGGGAUGUGGAGGGCGAGGUCAAGGGCCUGAGGAUACGAGGGCGUGCAAUUGGCCUACAUGCCAAAUGAUGUUCAGUGCUCGUCCAGCAGCAUAUCUAAUAUUUAUUUAUUUAUUUUGCCUUUGUUGUGUAGCUUUAAAUAUGGAAUAGAUAUUUGCAUAAAACUGUGCGUUUUUAAAUAUGCAGCAGCUCCGGCUCGACCGGAAACGGAAGUCAAAAGUUGUUUCUUUCAGCUGACAAUGACUUGGCCCACAAAGCUGUAGCAGAUUUUCCAAGAAACCAAGCAACAGCAACAGCCGUGGAAACAACAAGUACAUGCAUUUCUAAGCAGAUUUCCUUGAGGAAAUUUUCUAUUUUCCUAAGCACAUGCCAUUUUCUCAACAGCUGCUGCUGCUGCGGCUCGUGUUGUUGUUGUUGUCUAGUGAGUGACUUUUCUCUCGGAGCUGCUUAUGCUUUCAGGCCAAGCAACUCUUGACAUUUGCAUUUCAGUUCACCCGGCCAUCAAAAAUAAGUGAAAAGCUGUGUUCAAGGCGUGAAAACUGUAUUU